Messenger RNA from Stylonychia lemnae, 3852 nucleotides. The record is from the annotation of a GenBank genome assembly. Lineage: Eukaryota; Ciliophora; Spirotrichea; Sporadotrichida; Oxytrichidae.
AUGAUAAAACAGAUAAAAAUUUCACCUUCAGGUAUACAAAUUUGGAAACCUCAAGUCUUGGCAUCAUCUAAUACGCACUUUGCAUUCGCUUCAACUUUAGCUAUUUACCUCUACGAGAAUAAAACUUUCUAAUUAGAAAAAGUCUUCACUCAUGCAGAUUAGAAUAUAUCCGCUAUCGAGAUUGAUCCAUCAUCAUAGUAGAAGUAUCUAGCACAGGCAACAAUAGAUAAGAAACUUAUAAUCUGGGAUAUCGAAUCUGAGAAUGUGAAGUUUAAUGCAUCAUUCAAUAGCCCUAUUUAGAGGAUUGAAUGGAAUAAGAGUGCUCAUAAUUCCAUUAUGCUUUUGUUACAAAACGGUGAAAUCAAGCUAGCUGAUCUAAAUAACAAAGCUGUGACCACUAUUGAAGUAAUUAAAGAUGAAGUUCCAACCUGCAUUAAAUGGAACUCAAAGAGAGAUAAUGUUGCAGCUGUAGGGUUUAAAUCUGGGAAGAUAUCUUUCGUUGAUGUUUAAACUCUUUAAACUCUUUAAAUGGAAUUUGAUGAAACAGAAAUUAAUGGUGACCCAGAAUCAGGAGUGUCAGAUCUAGCUUGGGAUCCAAAUGAAGAUCAUUUACUCGUAUCAUUUAAUGAUGGUAGUCAGGCAAUGAUUGAUUUCAAUGGAUUUAUCCCUGCUAGUACAAUUCUUAGAUUUACAUAUGAGAAGUAGUCAGUGGGUGUUAAUAAUAUCUGUUGGAGAGAUGAUAAAAGUGGUGACUUCAUUACAUCAACAAGAAAGGUUGGUACUCUUAGACUUUGGAAUGUAGCUUCAAGAGAGCCCAAGUAAAUAAUUAAAGUCGGCAGCUCAGGUAUUCAUUGCAUGACAAAGCUGAAAGGAGACUCAAAAAGAAUGUUGAUUGGAUUCAUCAAUGGUGCUGUUUAGGUAUUCAAUCUUGAGAAGAGAAGAAUUGAAUUCUAAAGUGAAGCAGGCCAUGCUGAAACAGUAUUUGAUCUUGAGUUCUCUCCAACUGAUAGGAACAUAUUUGCCAGCUGCUCCUACGAUGGAACAGUUAGAAUUUGGGAUUCAAAUAAUGUUAAGCUUUUACAAAUAAAUGAUACAUUGAGGAACUCCCCUAUUCAAAAAGAGGAAAAGCAUAUCAUUUAUUCCAUUUCAUGGCAUCCUACUGAAUAGAAAAUCGCCUUAGCUGGUUCUCUAGGUUUUGUCAUGAUAUAUGAUGCAUUAAAAUCUAAAUUGUUAGGCUAUAUUAAUCCUACUAGCUAGAAAGUACCCUCUUUCAAAGUGGAUUGGAAUCCUAAUGAUCCAAAUUUACUAUUAGUAGGAAGUUAAUCAUAGAACAGUUUUGUUGUUAACUGCAAAGAUUAUAAAAAUUUAACUAUUCAGCAACAGAUAUUUUAUGAUUCCCCUGUUUUUGGGGUUUGCUGGAGUCCUAAUAACAAGGAUGAAUAUGCUAUUGGUUGUGGAGAUGGUAUGGUUCUUAUUUGCAAUACUAAGUAAUCACAGCCCUUGAUAAAAUUACCUGGGCACGAGAAAAAGGUUUUUAACGUCGUAUACAAUAAAUAAAUUCCUUAUAUAUUGGCAUCUGGAUCAGAUGAUUUAACUAUAAGAAUUUGGAAUUCACAGGAUGGUUCAACUGUUAAAGUAUUGAAAGGCCACACUCAUAACGUAAGAGCUAUAUAAUUUAAUCCUGAACUGCCCUGGCUAUUAGUAUCAGGAGCAUGGGAUGCAACUAUCAAGCUAUGGGAUGUUAGAUCAGGAAAUUGCAUUCACACUAUUGUAGAACAUUCAGCAGAUGUCUAUGGAAUUACUUUUCAUCCUCAAAGACCAUUCGUGUUUGUUUCUUCUUCUAGAGAUACAACUCUAAGAUUUUUCGCAAUGGAUUAGCUUGUAACAACCAUCAGAAAUUAAAUGCUAAUGGAUGCUGCUAACACUAAAUUCUAUGACACUCCAGAUAAAGCAUUCUCUACAAAGGGAGAGUAUAAAUUGUCAAGUGAAGAAUCCUAGAGACUUAUUUAGCAAGCCUAAAAAGGUGGAUUCAAAAAUCAAAUAGAACUGUUGAGAAGUAUGUAUUGCUUCUUAAAUUUGAAUGAUGGUUAAGAGGAUAUUUUUAACAUUCUAGACUUAUUGGGAGACGCCAACUUUUAAACAAAAAGAGACUCCUAUGAACUCAAAGUACUUCACUGUGCUUAGUUGGCACAGGCUAUGAAAGAAAAAGCAGAUAAACUUAGAAAAGCUACUGGCAUGUCGAUGUAUAAUACAUAAUAUUCUAAAAAAGAAGACAGACUUUAGGAAGCAGCCAAAAUAUACUUAAGGACAGGAUAAUUCAGAGAGUACUGUGAAACUCUCUUUGACCUUGAAGAAUAUGACAAGGCUUUGAACUUUGCUCCAGCAGUAAGUAUUGAAUACUGGCAGGAGUUAGCAGAAAGGAAAACUGAAAUACUUUCUAAGCAAGGACACGAAGAUGCUGCAAUCUCAGCAAUAAUUAGUAAUUAAUGCGAUAGAGCAAUUGAAAUAUUUGCAAAUAAUGAAGAUUACGAGGAUGGAAAGCUAGUUAAGGCCCUUUAAUUAACAGGUGUUUUCUCAUCAGUACUAGAUGGUGUUAGAAGCAAAGAUAAAUCUGAUAAAAACUCUUCCUAAGAAUUACUUAACAUUAUGACUAAGCUUAAGACAUAGCCAUUAUACAAGAUAGAUCCCCAAUUAGCUGCUUUUGUUAGAGAAUAGAGUUAAAUCUUUUAUUAUUAAGGGAAGCCAUUACUAGCAGCAGCAUGCUAUCUUUCAAUUAGUGAUUUCAAAAAUGCUAUUGAAAUCUUAGUUAGAAAUAAUGAAAUUUAUAUCGCUUAUUAUAUCGCUUAGAAUCAAUAUCCAGAAGCAUUAUCAGAGGUGGCGUUAUUGAUAUCAGAAAAAGCUGAGAAAUACUUCCAAACUGAUAUUUGCUUAUAAGUUCUCAGUAAGGAUGUUAAAGACAAGAGAUAAGUUGAGCUAUUCAAGCGUAGACUUAUCAAUAGUGCAUUAAUGAAAGAUCCUAGUUUUGGUGUUUAAAACGAAGCACUCGCUUAAAAGUGUUAGUCAUAAGGAGAUGAUAUCAGUGCUUUAGAAAAUUAUUUGAUAGCAAAUAAGAUUGAUUUAGCAGCUGAAAUAAGUUUGAAACUAAUGAGAAAAGGUUUUGCAUCAACAGAUAUUAAUUAAAUAAACCAGAUGUUUGAGGCUGCAGAACUCAUUUAGACUGCUAAUAUAACAAAAAUUAGUUAAGAGUAAGUUAAUUAUUACAAUAUUAAUCUUUUCAGAGUUAAGGACCAGAUAAUAUUCUAUUCAGCAUUCACUGGAUUCAUAAAAUCAAUAUACUUCGGCUUCUACGAUGUUAUGAUGACAUUAGUGCAAUAGAUUUUGGACAUGUCUUCAAAGGUUCAAGAGAAGUCAGCUAACUCAUUUAUCUAAGCUAUUGAACAAGCAAUUACUGGCAGACAGCAGCUUAAGUAAUAAUUCUCAGUGAAGGAACAGCACAAAGAUUCAUUAACCUCAAUCGAUGUAAACUUUGGUGCAGAUUAGACGAAAAAAGCAAGAUACCAAGCUUUGAUAGAAGGUUUUAGAUAGUACUAAAAGAAUAGUAAGAUUUGCCUUAAUUUUCAAAUAAUGUUAGAGGGUGUUUUAUUUGAUGAACCAGGAAUCUACCUUUACUAAGCAAGUGGUUAGAACCUGCAAGGAAAUAAGCAUUCAGCAUUCUCAUAAUCUAUAAUCAAGGUUAAUUUUAUCAAUAAUAAUAUUUUUAGGGCCACUAAUUUACAUUUGAGGAUGGAAAGACACUAGUUUCAUAGGAGGAAGCAUUAGAAUGGGCUAUGUGCAAUAGAUUCUCACCUCUGA